AUGCCGAAGAAGAAAGGCAAUCUCAAAGCCGCACUCAACGGUCACUUUGCCCAGCAAGAGCAGAGAGCCAGAGAAAGAGCAGCACAGGAAGCAGCACGACGCAAGGCGCUCUCGGUCACCAAAUCAGGUGCUUCCAAGUCCAAGAACCACAAACACAGGUCUCAACCCGCUCUGCCUUCCGAUGCCGACGGCGCUGCCAGCAAUGACGCAUCCAUGGACAGCAGACCCAUCAUCAAGAAGCGUAAAAGUCUGCCGCAGCCAUUCGCGAGAGACGAUACGAUCCUCAUAGUCGGAGAGGCCAACUUCUCCUUCACCCUCUCCUUGCUCCUCCCUCCACGCGCCCAUCCACCAUCCAACAUUCUCGCUACAGCCUACGACUCGGAACAGGAGUGUUGCUCAAAGUAUCCCGAUGCUCGAGAAAAUGUCGAAAGGAUUCGCCGCCUUGCAGGUCGAGACGAUAUCGUCCUCUUUGGCGUAGACGCAGGACAGCUGGAAAAGUACAAGCAGGUCACGGGUGCCUCGUCCAGAUCCAAAUCUCAACUUGGCCGCAAUCUCGACGAAGGCUAUCAGCUCAGCUCCACUUCUGCAGCUUCAGGGCAGAGGAGGUGGAGCAAAGUAUGGUUCGGGUUUCCUCACGUCGGUGCAGGCCACAAGGACGAGACUCGCAACGUGCUGGCCAACCAGCUUCUUAUUCUUCGCUUCCUGGUCUCGGUAGCACCGUAUCUAACGGUGGGAGCGCUUCCAGCUCAUGCACCUGGCUCCUCGUCGGGAUCCAAUAAACGAUCGGAUUCAGACGACGAGGAUGAACUAGACCUAGAUCCUGCUGCGAAUAUUGAUGAGGCCGAAGACAAUCUUCUCACCGGGAACGUUGCAAACACCGAUGCAGACCGAUCGGUCUUGGACGAAACACAAGCACGUAUUGCAGCCCUUCAACCCUUCUCCCCACCCUCACGUCAAGGCUCGGUCCUCAUCACCCUUCGCAACGCUUCCCCCUACACCCUGUGGGACGUGGCCAACCUCGCGAAGCGUCUACCUCAAAUGCUUCCCGUCAUCGCAUCCACCGCACCCGCUCUGCCCAAAGGUGUCAAGAAACCCACGCUCAAGGACCUCACCGCCAACGGCCUCUCCACCUUGAGUCCCAACAAUCUCCACUCUCGUGCUGUCUCCCAGUCCAAAAACGGAAACAGCAGCGGCGGUGGCGGAGGCGUAGACUCAUCGGGCGUCAAGAGGUAUCGAAGCUAUCACCUCUGGCGAAGCUUCGAAUUCGAUCCCAACGAAUGGCGUGGAUAUCAGCAUCGUAGGACCAUCGGUUGGGUCGAAGGCGUCAGCAGCAGCGCCAACGAGGAUCUGCUCAGGUCCCGCUCGAACCAGCGUGCCGAUCAGGAGCAAGGUGUCAGGGCGAGCAAGGCUGGUGGCGGUGAAUGCAGGACGUGGGAGUUCGGACUUGCUUGA
Messenger RNA from Pseudozyma hubeiensis SY62, 1452 nucleotides. Its product is annotated as conserved eukaryotic protein. The coding region runs from base 1 to 1452 and encodes 483 amino acids. The transcript has a single exon. The record is from RefSeq and is a predicted model, not a curated record. NCBI's taxonomy places the organism in Eukaryota, Fungi, Basidiomycota, Ustilaginomycetes, Ustilaginales, Ustilaginaceae. Gene Ontology annotation, cellular component: cytoplasm. Gene Ontology annotation, molecular function: rRNA (uridine-N3-)-methyltransferase activity. Gene Ontology annotation, biological process: rRNA base methylation.